GAACAACCUCAAGGUCAUAACACUCAAGGUCUCUUGAACUCUCAUGUAUAACAUACGGAGGAAGUAACAUUAGAAAUUAAAAUUAAUGAUUGAGGAUAAGUCUACUGGUUUUCAGUUGCCGGAUAUUUGGAAUGAUGAUGAUGCGAUGUAUUCUCUGAUGCAACCAAUACGGCGGUCAAAGCUUGUGGAUCCCGUUAAUUAUAACGCAAAAAUCACGUUCUGGAAAAGAACAUUACUGUCGUAUGCCAAAAGUCAGAAAGCCUAUGUUGUGUGUAUAGAUUCACUUCAAAAACUGUUCACUCGGCAUUUUCCUGUCGAGGGUGUGGAUUUGUUUCCACAGUCUCUUGGUGAAGUAAUUACAGAGAUGGAAUCAGAAGGCUUAUUGGAGCCAGUUAUACCUCCUAGAAGUAUAUUAGGAAACAUUUUUACAGCUUUAUCAUAUGUUGUUCACCAACCGGCCCUGUGGGCAUAUCAAUACUUAAGUGGUCAGCAGUCCUCCAGUAAAACAGAAUCUGAUAUGUUGGAUCAACAGUUUGUGUUUACUGAGUUUGCUGAAAGUUCUGCAGCGGAGUUCAUGUCUUGGUUCCAUGAAAAUUACUGUGAUCAAAGGUUGUUACCCCAUUCUCCUGUUUAUGACCUAGACGUUUUCAAUUCAGCUCUAUCACGCUUUUACUCACAUGCUGCCACUCGUGAAUACAUUUGGAACUUGCUGAAGAACAUCAAACACUGUGUUUCUGUUGAAACAACUUCGACUACAAAUGCUAAGCCGAUUCAAAUUGUUCGCGUUGGUGAAAAUAUAAAUACUCGACCAGCUAAACCACCCAAUUCUGAAACUGCAAAGAUGGAAUCAUCUGUGUUGAGUGGGAUUGUUCAACUUAAAACUACAAUUGGGCAACUCGAAAAUGAAGAGGAAAGGUUGGAAACUACAAUCGAACAGAAUCGUGCUCAGAUCAAAUCUCUGUUAAUGAAUAAAAAGUAUGUACACAUCUGUUCCUUUCUGUUAGUCCUAUAUUAUGGCUUUUCCCAAUUGAACGUCGUUAUAUUUACACCUGUUUAUUUCUUUCACAGGAAUUUAGAAGCAAAGUCUUUGUUAAGACGUACCAAAGUAUUAGAAAAGUCCUUAGAUCAAAAGCAAACGCAACUCAAUAAUCUUGAGAGAAUGUUGUUAGAUAUACAAUCUGCAGCUGAAAAUAGGAAUAUUGUACGCGUUCUGGGUAGUGUUAAUGAAGCACUUAAGCUAGCGGUCGGAGGAUCUGAUGCUCUGAAUAAAGCGGAAGGUAUUGUUACUGAUGUGAUGGAAAGUAUUCAUGAAAGUCAGGAGAUUUCGGAUGCUCUUAGCUCUUAUGGACGUAGUUCUUUCAAUUUGGAAGACAUGAGUGAUUUGGAACAGGAGCUGAAUGAUUUUCUUAGUCCACCAAAGAAACCUUUGUCUCCAGAAAGAGUACAGCGCCCCAAUUAUGAUGAUUUAGAAGCUGAACUUGCCUCUCUCACAUUAUCAACAGACAAAAUAUCAUCACUGCCUAAUCCAAAUUCACCUUCAACUAAAAAGAAUCCUGUUCUAUCGGAUGGUUAAAGAACCUAAUAAACAUUAAUGUGUUUAACUUUCACCUUUGAGCUUUCAAACCUCGUGAAUUUCAGUGAACUGAAAACAUAAUUCAAACUUCGCUUCAUGUACACUUGUUUUGCGAUCUUUUUCAUAUAUAUACCUUAUUAUUUUUUUCCUUUAAAGUGUACUUUUUCAUAUUGGCUUACUUAGUUUUAUUGAUAUGGAUGUGUGGCUCAUUGGCUGGAGCGCUUGGUUCCAGCCGAUGAGUGACGGGUUCGAUUCCCACUCAAUCUACAUUAGCCUGCGCAACUGGGUAGUAUCUUCUACCCUCACACAAUGACUGUAUCUCUUAGCUUGGUGCAUGUAAAGUCUGUUCUGGGUAACCGAGUCCAAACAGUUUUAUUGAAAAGAUUAGCCAGCAUUCGAAAUCAUCUUAGGAGUCUUACAGUGUACAGGUCUUUAUUGAUUAUGUAUGAAUCUUUAAGAAAUAGACGACUCUGAUGUGACACUCACAAUUCACUCCAAGUAUAUUAUAUAUAUACAUAUAUAUAUGAUUGUGCUGAGAUAAAAAAUGGCCCAGUAAGGUAUCACAGCUAAUACAACUAUUCUUCUAGGUGUAGCUGUAGCAGACAGGUGAAAAACUGUUGGUAACUCCUGUUAUGCUUUAUAUCUUUUACUUUGCGUUAGCGGUAUGAGAAUAAACUUGUUCUGCUAAUGUUGACGGAAAGUCAAAAAACAGAGAUUCACCUGAAACGGUCAAAGACAAAGACUUGGUAAAGGAAUGUGUAUCUGGAUAUUGGUACCUCUAUAUAGCCAAAUUAUGUAUACCUCAUCUUCAACGCACCACCUGCACAGAUCUUCAUGUUGUCGUACUUCUGGACUUCAUGUUGUGUUUCUUUGUGUUCUUUUCACGUCUCCCGUGUAUCUCCACAACACUGUACCAUUUGCCUCCUCAUAAAUCAAAUGUAUCUUCAUGCUGUUUGAUGUUUGGUGUCUAUUAAUAAACUACUGUGAACAUGUUGAAUGAAACCGG
Molecule: messenger RNA, 2579 nt
Organism: Trichobilharzia szidati
Lineage: Eukaryota; Metazoa; Platyhelminthes; Trematoda; Strigeidida; Schistosomatidae
Source: the annotation of a GenBank genome assembly